AUAAUUUCCAAACACUAAAGUAUCUUCCACUUUGCUCCAUCAGACGAUGCCCCAAUAAAGUACAUUAAAGUUUGUAGUAAAAUGGCGGAAAAAAUGUGAAAAAAAUGUGAAAAAAAAUAGAAAGAAGAAGCCGCACUUUGAUAAGGACAAUAAUUUUUAGAUAAUAAAAACAGAAGCUCUGCCGUGCAGUAGGUCAGUGUGUCAUCUGCUUCAUCAUCACGUCCAGAGACAAAUGAGGGCGGGUCAUAACUUCCCAGAGGACUUUUUCUCCCCACACACACCAACACAGCCUAACUGUGCCCCCCAGUGGAUAGACGUCGCAGCUUUCCUUUGGGUGCUGUAGCUCAGAUCGCGGACCUUUUUCACUUUGUUUUUUGUGGGUCGAAACUUUUUCCAACGUUUCCUCUCAUGGAGACGCUUAGAGGAAGAAUGAGUAGCUUGAGUUUCAGUUUGAUCGGUAAGAGCUGCGUCUGGAUCAGUGCGGCUGCCAUCGCGUCUCCACAGUGAAGAAACAAGCAGAGGAAGCGCGUCUGGACGAGCAGCGCUCCACAGAGACGCCAAGUAAAGCGGGAAGGAGCAGGAGAGACAGAAGCGCGGCUCAUCAAGCAGAUCGGAAGAUUUUGGGAAUUAUUUAUUCACUUUUUAAAGGUCGACCUCUGCGCUGGCCUGGGCUGGUCAGACCUCCCGCCCGAUCCCUGUGACUGCAAGAUGGGCAACCUUUCCACCAAAGACAACCAUGGACCCACAGGGGCACCUUUGGAAAGUUUCCACACUCCACCUUCAUCUCCACAGUGCAGCAUUCUCCAACUUCCACCUACCACUACAUCCCAUGCAUUACCCCCAUCACCAGCUGUUGCCAUAAUUUCCAGUGGGAAGAAAUCGCAACAAUACUCUCCAAGGACCUCCAUACCCCCUCCUGACUGGAGGCCCCCUCCACCAGUCAGCCCAAACAGCUCUGCAAUCAGUCCUGUAGUGAGCCCAGUGCUCAAGAAGAGAGACAACACCGUGGCAGACAAGGGAAAAGCUUCUUCAGGAAGAAAUGGGGGUCUGCCGACCUCUACAUCCAGGACUUCAGGCUCCCAAGUGAAGAGUGUGGCUGUCAGUCCUAUAAAGAGCCAUUCGCCUAUGUGCAGUACGCCACCUGCCACCAGCUCUGUGGAGCAAAGCAAGAAGGAAAGAGACAGUAGUCUGAGUGAGUCUCUGCUGCCAUGUAACGAAGACAGAGACAUACAGAGCAAGGAACUAGCUAAACUGUUGGAGGAGUGCAGGACUACACUGGGUGUUACAGACAAACAAGAUGGGACCACAAGCACAACAGAGAUACUACAGCAACUGCUAGCUGAAGUGAAAAGUUUAAAGAGUACUUUGCAGACAGAGCGUGGGGAGUGGCUGCAGUUCCAGGCGGACUUUCAAGUGGCGGUGUCGGUGGCUGACCGCCUGAAAGCCGAGGCAGAAGAGGAGCUUACAGCCCUACGAACGGCCCACAAGGAAAUCGAGAUGGAGCUGGCUGCGACUCAGCAGAGACAGAAGGAGGCUGAAAAUCAGCUGGUCACGCUACAAGGAGAGCUAAAGGAAACCAGACAAAAAAUGGCUAUCCUUACUGAGGCACAAGACAAAACGAAAGUCAAUGCUCGGGAGGAGCUAAAGAGAUCCAAUGGAGAAUCCUUUAACUCUGAAAGGAAAGAGGAGCCCAAUCGGGGCAGAGUAAGAGGAUUGUACAGGCCUGGGGGAGAAAGGGUGGAAAGUAAGAGUCAGAAUAAAGUAAUAAAGAACGUUGUUGAGGAUGAUUCGAUAAUAGACUGUAAAGGUGUUACCAAGCGUUCCUUGAGAGAUGUCACCAAUGCGGAUCAGGAUGCAGCAGAUGUCCAAUCCAAUGAAUCACGAAGAGUGAUAGCUUCAGAGAGGUCAAGAAGCCUCUCUCGACUGCCUGCUUCUUCAGACACUGCUGCCAUACAGAUCGUAGCAUCCCAGAGUAACUCCGCUGCAACACUGGGGCCAACAAACAGGAACUUGGGGCAACUAAGAGGAAGAAAAAAUGCAGACUGGCAAGACAGCAAGCUGUCCAAUGAUUCAGGAAAACGUGAAGAGUCUUUAAACAAGUAUAACUCAGUCCUCGCUGAGCUGCCACCUACCAAGUCCCAGGAUGGUUUCAACCUACUGCUGCGUCGCCAUGGAGGCUCGAAAAGAAACUCGCUGCUCCGCUGGUGUCAGAGCCAAACCCAAGGAUACAAGAAUAUUGACAUCACCAACUUCAGCAGCAGCUGGGCGGACGGUCUUGCAUUCUGUGCUGUCUACCACACCUACCUCCCUUCACACAUCCCAUACAGCACCCUUAGUCCUGAGAACAAGCGAGAAAAUCUCAGCCUGGCAUUUAAAACAGGGGAGACUGUGGGGAUUUCGCCAUCAUUGACAGCAGAUGAAAUGCUGCGAGCUGGCGGACCUGACUGGCAGAGGGUCCUGGGUUACGUGGAGAGCAUCUACCGUCACUUUGAGAUGUGACCUCAGGAGAUAUUAGUGACAAAGUCGAUACAGAAGGACUAUUUUAAAAAAGUACAGUAUUUUUAAAAUAAUACGUCCACCAGUCCUGCCAAAAUAUUGGCAAUGCGCAACAGUUCAAGGUAUGGUAGGUAAUUCUUGGCAUUUUGGUCCAGAGAAGAUUAUCCCAGAAAAUGUCAAAACAACGGUGUAUAACCUGCAUAACCAAGAAAGGAAAGCGCAAAAAGGAAGCGGUGCAUUCACUGAUUAUUUUGAAAGUCUGUGUGCUUUAAGGUACACUGGAUUUUGUAAUGAAGUCAAGGAAGUUCACUACACAAAACUAGAGAAUAACUAUGACCAACAGGACAAGACAAAAGGACCAAAAUUAGUUAUACCAUAAAAAUUUAGAUCUUUUUUUAUCUUUUAGGAUCAAAAUGAUCAUUAGAAUUUGUCCUCAUAACAUUAAGAUAUAUUUUUCAGUUUAGUACCCAAAAAACAGAACAAGAGCACAAGGCAGUAAAUGAAGGAGACAGUAGCUGAGGAAUGAUGAAGUCAUCAGUUGGACGGUGCAUAACACAAUGGUCACCCAUGAAGAGAGCAAUGUUUGGAAAGUCUUCAGUUAGAACCUAAACUCAUAAUAAGAUUGGGUUAAAGGCCUUAAAUAUAUCAAAAAAGUGUUUUAUUUCUGAAAUAACUGCUUUGAAAAGCAGUGAAAAGGCAGAUAGUAAUCUGUUUCUGACACUAACAUAUGUUGACAUAUCCCCUUUAUUAUUCAAAAGUGUUAAAUAGGAACAUAUUUUCUAGCGUUCUUUUGUGGAGGAUGCCAAGUUAUUGUAAGUGUCUCCACACUGGUACUUUACGCAGGGCUCACACUGAAUAUGGUGCAGUUACGGUUCCGGUGCCACCAGGAACUCAAAUAAUAAAAAAAUCAAUGUUUCCAUUCACAUCAGCCACCUAUGGUUGCGAUUCCGGUUACCGAGGUUUGACCAGAUGCCGUAGCGGUCCAUGGAUCAAGCUCCCAAAUUUUAUGAGCCAAACAGGAAACUUACGCUGACUUUACUAGUGUAAACAAAAAGGCAACACAGAAACACGAGGAAACAGAGGUGCUACUGGAGGAUGAAAUAUGAUAUUUAUGUGCACGGAUAAUGAGUUUUAGAAAACAAAAAACAUGGCUGUUUUUCAAUCAUUUAUGAGGGAUAGUAACAGAAAGGAACAUGUAAACCUCUGUUCUCACCUUAGUCAGUUACCCCAGCUUACUGGUAGGAAGUUCUGUAUACCAAAUAAUUCUAUAAGCAUUUUACUUCAACAUAUUGUUUCGUCAAUAUGUUUAGCCUUUUGCUUUUAUAUAUGCAAAAAUACAUUAUUUACUGGAUCUGUUGCUGAUCUUCGGAUGUUUACUUUGAAGAUUUCGUUGCUGUACAUGACCAAUCUAGAUCGGAGUCUUGAGGCUCCUUUCUGUUCAAUGUGAGUCAUUCCUUUUCACUGUCACCACAUGCUUGCUAAGGAGAAAGGGUUGCUGUGAACUCGAUGCAGAUGACUAGGCUUCCUUAUACAGAUAACAUUUGACUAAUUUGUGCUGCAAAAGGGAUUUGACUGCAACACAUCAUAGUUUAUAUUAAAUCAACAUUUACCCACUGAAUUGGAACCUGACUUUAUGAUGGGAUUGAUUUGAUAACGUUUCUGUAUAUGGAUUGGAUCUGCUUGUCUUGUAAAGUGCCUUAAGAUUACAUUGUCUGUGAAUUGGUGCUAAUAAAGAAACUGAAUUGUACUGAAUGAAACUGAUUGAAACAAGGGUCUUGUCUAGUCUAAAGAUAACCAAUAACAGAUGCAACUUAAAUAAUGAAAUCCCUUCAUGAUAUCACAAGUAUGCUAGCACUUGUUAGGUGCUCUAAGAUUGGAAUUACAAUGAUAACAGUGUACCAAAGCGAAAUACUUGCCUAUACAAGCUUUUAAAUCCAACUUUACCGCUGUUUCAUGUUUUUCUGCUUUCUCACUUACACAUAACUGCUGUUGUUCUAACACGUUUAAGCAGGGUUUGUUGCCAAAGUUUUAUGUGCCAAAUUUUAGAAGCUCCCCCCUGUAAAAUAUGUCAAUAUGUAACUAGUGUGGAAAAUUUUUAUCCCAAAGCAAUAAAGUGAUAAAAUACU
This is a messenger RNA of Fundulus heteroclitus (mummichog), 4622 nucleotides long. Its product is annotated as cytospin-A. The transcript is spliced from 12 exons. Lineage: Eukaryota; Metazoa; Chordata; Actinopteri; Cyprinodontiformes; Fundulidae. Gene Ontology annotation, molecular function: protein binding. The coding region runs from base 709 to 2499 and encodes 596 amino acids. The record is from RefSeq and is a predicted model, not a curated record.